This is a messenger RNA of Homarus americanus (American lobster), 4810 nucleotides long. RefSeq names its product zinc finger and BTB domain-containing protein 17-like. Gene Ontology annotation, biological process: regulation of transcription by RNA polymerase II. Gene Ontology annotation, molecular function: protein binding. Gene Ontology annotation, cellular component: nucleus. Lineage: Eukaryota; Metazoa; Arthropoda; Malacostraca; Decapoda; Nephropidae. The record is from RefSeq and is a predicted model, not a curated record. The transcript is spliced from 6 exons. The coding region runs from base 249 to 1691 and encodes 480 amino acids.
GCCCAGCAGCAGGAGUCGGAGAGGCUGGCUGGCGGUAUUGUAAACAACGACUCUUGCUGAAUCGUCUUCAACAAAUUUUCGUCAUUUUUCACCACUGAACCUUCAACAUUUACUAAACCUACACUCUAAAACUACCAUGACAUUUAUCAGUGUCAGUUAGUUGAAUAACAAGGCCGAAUGAAAAGCGAGUGGCGGGAAAAGUGUGAUAAACGUCUUGGUUAAGCGGCAGGUGUGGUUCAUGGAUCAAGAUGGCGGAGGGAAUGUUAUCCCUGUCUUGGAACAACCACAGUGUCACCUUCUGUCACAGUCUGAUAUCACUCAGAGCUAAGGAGAGGUACACCGAUGUGACACUGACAUGCGAAGGCAGGUUUUACUCGGUCCAUAAACUAGUGUUAUCAACAUGCAGUGAUUAUUUUGAAAACAUAUUUGAACACACGCCGUGCAAACAUCCUGUCAUUGUAUUGAGGGAUGUCAAGUGUGAUGAGCUAGAGGCACUAUUAAGCUACAUGUAUGCUGGUGUUGUAAGUGUUGCACAGACUGACUUGCCUCGACUCAUAAAAGUGGCUGAGCUGUUUCAAAUUAAAGGUCUUGCUGUCCCUGAUGAACCACCCAAGAGUAGUGGUGUAUCACCAAGUGUACAGAAAAGUAGCAGUGAUAGGAACAGUCCUUAUGCUGCAAGAAGACACUCUCAGGGUUCCACUAAUGUAAGAAACAGUCCAAAUCCUAGAAGUAAAUCCGCCCAUAGUCAUAGUGAUGGAGUUAGUCCACAGCCAAAACGGAUGCGAAGUGAAGGUGAUAACACAAUGUUGCAAGACAGACUCAUCGCUCCCUCUGUGAGUCCAGCCCAGGGGAAAGACAGCUCACACAGCCCAGUGGUUGAGUGGUCAUCAGAACCCGGUAGAAGCUUGACAGGAGAGCAAGAAUUAGAAAAUACUGAAGACAUAGAUAGUAAAGCAGAGUCCAGUUCACAGGAUGCAGGAUGUGAGAUACAAAUUAAAGAGGAAGUGAUGGAUGACAUGAGGGGUGGUGAUGCCAGCAUAAGUGACUCUGGACUAGACUAUACUUCCAUGUCAAGUGAUGUAGUGUUGUCUAGAGGUGACCAGGGGUUAUCUUCAGGACAUAGAAGUGACCACAUAGAUGCAUCUAGUUUAAUGAUGAUGAAACUUGAACAUUCUAACACAAGCCAACAACCUGGAAUUCGGUCACUCAUUAGAGCAGAAGCCUAUGCUGAAGGGAUGAAUACCACUAUGCCAGGACCUUCAGAACUUCAAGGAUGGUUCGGUGGUGAAGCCAUGACUGGCUUAUCCAUGGUUAAAGGGAAUAUGGGUGAUGACGGUCAGCUGUACUCUCAGGACAUUUCACAGCAACACCGCGAGCGGGUGGAGUCAAAGACAGAUCAUCUGAAACAAGAUGGAAGAACAACUAGUGGCAAGAAUCAUCAGUGUCCUUAUUGUAAAUACUCUACAAAUCAUAAGAUCGGCUUAUCAAAGCAUAUACGUAUUCACACUGGAGAGAAGCCAUAUGCAUGCCCACACUGCCCUGCAGCAUUUUCUCAAAAAGGAAAUUUAAAGGCACAUAUACGUACUCAUACUGGGGAGAAACCAUUUGCUUGUACAGACUGUCCCUACCGAGCUACUCAGAAAAGCACUCUAGUUAAUCAUGUUUUAAGUAUUCAUAAGAAAUGUAUUUAAUGCAUGUACAUUAACUUGAAGAAACGUAGAAUAGAUUUAAUUUUAUGUUAGUGCUACAAAAAGAAUUUUAUUUAAGAAAACUGAACACUUGUGUAUUUCACAAACUGCAAAAUGUAGUUGUGUGUUUACCAAAAUUUGAAGUAUAUCAAGUGGAAGCAAAUAAUAAACCUCUGCAGACUGAAUAUUACCUUAAAUAUCUAUGAGUGAUGCACCAAAUGAGUACUGUACUGUAAAAUUUGACAUAUUAGUCAUGAUAACUUAUGGUGUGAUCACUCUGUCUCACUGUGUAUAGAAUUCUCAACAUUAAGGAUGAUGAGAUUAUGACUCCACCCUGCCCUCACCUAACUCUACCUUAACCCUCAUUUCUCUCAUCCUCACCUUAACCAUCUUCUACCUCAGAUCCUAUUUCCUCUUCUUUAACCGCUCUUCCCAUCAUCACUUUAGCCUCCUUCAUCUUCUCAUCUCCCCUACCUCACUUUUUUCUCCCAGCUUUACUUCAUCUGCAUGGUUUUCAACAACAUGGUAGCUCAGGCACCUAUAUUGAGCCUCAGAUAUAUUUUUGGUCCCUCUUUUAAUCAAAAGUUAUUGCCCCUUAUCAAAAUUACUGUGAGCCAAAGUAUACAAUGACUUAAUAAUUGCUUUGGAUACAUUAAGGUAAUAAACACUGAAAAGUCUCUAAUCUUUUGUUUAAGAUAUUACAUUGCAUUUCUUUAGAAGUACUGUACACUACUACCAUGAUUAGCUAUUCUGUUGCAAUAUGCUAUUUACAAGAAAAUAUCAACAAUAAUACACUUUUUUUUCAAUAUUUUGCACUUUAGACUACAGUAAUUUAGGAGACAGUGCAACCUUAAUAAUUUAGAACUCAAAACUUUGGUUCCUACUGUUAUCCUUAAAAUUUACUCAAUAAUGCUGUUAUUUCAGAGGUCCAAAAAAUCCUCAGAAAUCAAUAAAGGAGCAAAGGGGCUCAGAGGUACAAUACUGUAGUGAGUAUACAGGUACUGUAGUUCACAGAAUCACCAAUCACAUCUGGGAGCUUUUGAUUUCUGCCUCCCAGCUGCCAUCUUAGAUAUUUUAAUGUGCCCAGUUAAUUUUGAUUUAAUGGCAGUGAUUUAUUUAUUUUUCGCAUAUGUUUUAUUUCCUUUAUGAUAUCUAACAAGAGAUCAAUGCGUUGUAAACAAUAUGGGUGUUCUCAAGGCUGAAUACAAAGGUUUGAAUAUAGCAUGGCAGUCAUCCUACAAAGACUAGUGGUGAACUGAUGUUGGCUGAUAAUGAGGCUGCUGAAAAGUACAUUACCUUAUUUUUUAAGUUAAUGAAGGACACAAAACUUAUCACUGAACAUAUUUAUUAUGCAGAUGAGACUGGUGUUGUUUUGGAGGUGGUAUAUAGUGUCAAAAAGUUUAAGAAGUUUACUGUUCUAUUGUGUGCAAAUGCUGCUGGCAUGCAUAAAUAUAAGCUGCUAUUUAGAGGGAAGAAUGCUAGGAUUCAUUCUCAGCAAAACUUGAAAAUUAUGCCUGCACUUUAUAAGGCUAAUACAGUAAACGAACAUGGAUCUCCCAAGAAAUAACUACUGACUGCUGUACCCAUAAUUUUGUACCUAAGGUUGAUGCACAAUGUUGCAAGAUGGAGCUGUCAGAGGACUGUAAAAUUGACUUACUUUUUAAUAACUACUCAGCUCACCCUCCUGUAGAGCAGAUGGAUGCCAACUACAGUAUGUGUCUACCAUUAAUGCAGCUCUUGCAUUUUAUUAUGUUUUUAUUCACAAGUCUGGAAGGGGUUUGGUCAUAAGCUUUUCCAGUUCUUGAGGCUGUACUCUACUGUAUUUUGCAUUGAAGGUGACACAAAAAUAUGCAUGUUUAGAUAAUCAGUAACUAAAAAACAUUUAUUAAAGAAGAUAUACCUCAUACUAGACCACAUAUACACAGGUGAAAUUUAGAACAUGCCGGUACAACAUUAAUUUUUUGUCAUUUGCAGUGUACAGUAUACAACUAUUUAGAAAGUCAUUCACAACUUGAUACAUCACAGUUGUUACAGGAAGCUAACUUUGUGAGCCACCAAGCAUGUAUCAAAUUACAGCACAGUACUGUAUACUACUUGUCUUAAGAUUUUGUAUUUAUAAUUACUGUUUAUAUCGUACAUACAUGCAGUUGUAAACUAUUCCAGAUGGCUAACAGAGGAUGAGGGAGACAACUCUUGCCUUUUUUUUAAAUUCACUAUUGUGCAGUAAGUUAGUCACAAGCAUUGUAAUACAGAGAUUCUGCUGCUACUGUUAUUCAUUUAAUCAUUUAGCAUCUAUAUAAAGAAUAUUUGUAAAGUAAAUACCUAUAAAAUGUAACUUUAGUAUUACAGACUGUUGAAUCGUCUUUUAUGAUAUUCUUUUUUAAAUAAAUAUAAAUAAUUUUUCAGGAUUUUAACCCAGAUCGGCAAGAUUACUUGUUCCCCACUAAGACACUGUUCUUCACCUGCCUGCUAUUUCUCUAUAGAUUUUGUAUUGUUAAAAACCCAGAUCUCUUCACUUUCACCUCAUCUCCCUGGUCUAUUCUUGUAAAACCUCAGGUGUAGUGAAAAAUUAGGUUAAAGAAAAGUUCUUUCUGUAAAGUGUAAAUAAUUUUAACUGUAUGGUCAGAGUGAUAUACGUAGUAAUAAUUUUGGCUGCUCAGGUUAUGUCAAGUCAAUUUUUUUCCAGUCAGAUGGUCAAGGCUUGAUGAGAUCUACAUUGAUUUAGAAAAUUCUUUGAAGUUGAAACUACAGUAUUGACUAGGAAAGUACAGUACUAAUAAGUAGCCUUAGGUAAGGAAAAUGAUAAAAUAGAAGUUACUGUAUAUCAAAUCCAAGAUGUAGAGUAUUAAAAUAAUGGCAAUAAUAAAGGAAGCAGAGAUAAAGACAUCUUCACAUCCUGAGACCUUCAUGUUUAAUGGGUCAAGGUCAGUGGACUAAAUGAGAGGUUAAGCAAGUGAAUCUAAGCCUUUGGCCUGAUACUACGUUCAAUUUAUUUUGUGAAACUCAUCUGUGUUUUGUAAUUGCAGUACAGUGGUCCCUCGGUUAACGAGCACAAUCAGUUCUAGAAGGUUGCUCGUUAACCGAAACCAUUGUUUCAAUGGGUUUUUGGGUAAUUGGUUCCA